GGCCCGGCCGAGCGGCGGCGCGGAGAGGAGGAGCCGCGUUCCGCCGAGCGGGCCCGUAGUCCCGGCGCGGAGGGGAAGGGGCCGGCUGCGGCGGCGGCCAAUGCGAAACUGGCUGGUGCUGCUGUGCCCCUGUGCGCUCGGGGUCGCGCUGCACCUCUGGCUGCUGCUCAGCUGCCCCGGCGGCCCCGGGAGGCGGCCGGCAGGUCCGCUGGCCUUCUUUCCUCAGUGGAAGCUGAAACAUUAUGAUGUUGUUGUAGGUGUUCUGUCAGCUCGCCACAAUCAUGAACUGCGCAGUGUUAUAAGGAACACUUGGUUCCAGCACUUGAAACAACACCCAACACUGAGCCAACGUGUCCUUGUGAAGUUUAUAAUAGGUGCACGUGGUUGUGCUGUGCCAGUGGAGGACAGAGAAGACCCCUACUCCUGCAAGCUUCUGAACAUCAGUAAUCCAGUUUUGAAUCAGGAAAUUGAAGCAUUCAGCCUCCCUGAGGACACACCUUCUGUGCUAUCUGAGGACAGAGUUGUCAGCGUGAACUUCCGUGUGCUUUACCCCAUUGUCAUCACCAGUCUUGGGGUCUUUUAUGAAGCUGAUGGGGUGGGAUUCCAGAGGAACAUCACUGUCAAACUGUACCAGGCAGAACAUGAGGAAGCUCUCUUCAGUGCGCGCUUUAGCCCACCAAGCUGUGGAGUGCAAGUGAACAGACUGUGGUACAAGCCAGUGGAGCAGUUCAUUUUGCCAGAGAGUUUUGAAGGCACCAUUGUAUGGGAGAGCCAGGAUCUACAGGGCCUUGUUUCAAGAAACCUUCACAAAGUGAUGGUGAAUGAUGGAGGGGGUGUUUUCAGAGUCAUUACAGCAGGGGAAGGGCUGUUGCCACAUGAACUCACAGAAGGUGUGGAGGGGAUAGCAGGUGGUUUCAUCUACACUAUUCAAGAAGGUGAUGCUCUGUUAAAAAGCCUCCAUACUCGCCCAGAAAGGUUUACAAGUCACAUAAAAAGUCUUGAGAAGGAAGAUACUCUACUGGAGGAAGAAAGCAGUACCUAUGAUGAUAUUGUUUUUGUAGAUGUUAUUGACACUUACAGAAACGUUCCAUCUAAACUACUGAACUUCUACCGAUGGACAGUUGAAACAACAAGUUUUGAUUUGUUGCUGAAGACGGAUGAUGAUUGUUACAUUGACUUGGAGGCUGUUUUUAACAGGAUAACACAGAAAAAAUUGGACAGACCAAACAUUUGGUGGGGAAAUUUCAGACUUAACUGGGCAGUUGAUCGAACUGGGAAAUGGCAGGAGCUGGAGUACCCGAGUCCUGCCUAUCCAGCCUUUGCUUGUGGGUCUGGCUAUGUUAUCUCCAAAGACAUCGUUGAGUGGCUGGCAAGCAAUUCUGAAAGAUUAAAGACUUACCAGGGUGAAGAUGUGAGUAUGGGCAUCUGGAUGGCAGCUGUAGGACCCAAGCGAUACCAAGAUAGUCUCUGGCUGUGUGAGAAGACCUGUGAGAGAGGCAUGCUGUCUUCCCCUCAGUACUCCCCACAGGAACUGAGAGAGCUCUGGAGAGUAAAGGAACUGUGUGGAGAUCCUUGCCGAUGUGAGGAAAGAUAAUGGGCUUGCAUUGGCCAACAUGGUAGCGUAUACCGAUGGUGGGAAAGCGUACACUGGGGUUCAUUCCCUGAAGAAAAUGGAACAUUGAGGUAUCUUUUACUGUUGGGUUUCAGCUGAAGUGUGACGAUAUUUGCACAUCCCUUUUGAUAAUUACAAGUGGACUGAAACUAUCCAAUUUCUAUAGUAUAGAUGUUGAUCUGACAAAAACCAAAAUGUUUAAGAUAAAAAUUUCCUUUUUAUAUAAAAAGUCAAAAACCUACUUGUAAUUAAUAAAUGCAGAUAAGAAUGCCAACCAGCCUGUCUUUUGUAAAUUUCAGUACUACUGAUUUAACUCUGUAUAGAGCUGUACCAGGAUCCCAGAGGAGCUGUGCUUAGUAGCAGGGCAGCUGGUCAGUUGUGCUGCAGCAGGUUCCAUGUUUGUUGGAGGGGCUGAGACAGCGAGGGUUUGGGAUUUAUCUUAUGCUGUUCAGUUUGUUUAAACCGUUGUCAUUUUAGAUUAAAAAAAUAAAAUCAAAGUCUGCUUAUACCAAAUCUUGAAGUUCUACAAACCUAGCCUGAUGAGGUGGGAUUUCUGAUAGCUCAGUGUGCUAUUUAUAAACCUAGGGCUACACGAGUGGAAGUAAAAUACUACUGAGGAAUAGCACAGCAGAGAAUGUAAAAUAAAUAGCAAUGCCCUGCAGUAUGCUGAGAACUUAUUUAUAUACUGUGGUAUGUUAAUACUGUAGGUAGAAUUAUGGUUUGUCACGUUUUAACUUUAAAUAUUCUAAGGCUGUGUAGAUACUUCUGCAAUUACUGCUGAUUUACUUUCAUUUGCUUUAAGUUCUUUGGAAAUAAGUGAAAACAGAAAGAGCAAGUAGCUUCUUUCAGCACAGGACUAGUUUUAUCCUAGAGCUAUUUUAAGCAAAGAUAUCACAACUUGAUCCUGAUGUCAGUUCAGUAAAAACAAGUUCUCACUGCCGCAGGGGGAAGGUAGUAUAAAAUAAUGGCCAAAGGGUUACCUGGAGAUUUAUUUAAUGGAAGAAUUUAAGCGCUAUUUAUUUGGUUUCUCUUACAUAAGACACUCCAAUCAAAAGUAAAGGCUUUCAUGGAGACCACUACUAAGCUUAGGAGCUGGCAGUAUUACCACUGAGCCCUCUGCUACCACCUUCUCCCAGACGUGGUCAGGCACAGGUUGCACACAGGUCUGCAGACUCUCCGUGAUGCUUCUGCAGUUCGAGUGUUGGCUUUUCCUUCAGUCUGCCAAGGGUGUCUCUUUUUACCACCGUACUAACACAGAGUCUCCAUUUUCUAUUGAGUAAAACUGCAAAGGCUUUAAGUCGUUGUCAAGUUCAACUUCUUUCCCUUUUAGCUAGAAUAAGAAAGGAAGAAAGUAGUUUGAUCAGACUUCAAUAAAUUCUAGUGUAUUCAAAUCAAACUUAGAUCAGGCAGUUAAGACCAUAUUACAGCAGUUCUAAAUUACAGCAGGAAGAGCACUCUCCUUGUGUGAGAUCAACGUCACUAGGCAGUACUUUAGAACAUGCUAUUGAACUUUAUCAGCAUGACGUAUUUUACUGCUAAAUUACCUAAUUUUAACUCACUUUAGAACUUUCGUAGGACAGUUUCAGUUCCGAACCAGGAAUUCUAAGUAGGCGAUAGAGCAAUCCUUUGACCUUCUGAAUAGUCAUGGACUCUGAAAAAGGGAGGUGGGGGGAUAAAAUCAUUAGAAAAAUGCUGCUACCACGGAGCUGUACUGUUUUUUCAGCUAUACUUGCUCAUAGCAACGGUGAAAAGCUGUACUGCUGCUUCAGUUCUAACACUGCAAUAACGUAUUUUGUACCUGAAAUGAUAACUGCUAACAUCAAGUUGAAAAUGGUUUAAUCUCUGGUGGAUCAGACAGAAUACACUACUGUGUUUUAAGUGUUGGAUCCCUUAUACCAAACUGAAGUGUUACAGCUUCAUAAUUUGAAACAAAACCUUUGAUUUUGAAUUUACUCCAUGCUAAAACCAAGUGACCUUUGGGACAUGUACCAGUCAGGUUCUGACUGCUGGCAGCUGGCGCCCAUUCCUUCAAGUUUUCGUACCUUGAAUCGGCUUUCCCAGCACAAACAGCACUGUGGACCUCAUGCCAUUCCUACCAGUAAGUGCUGCUGCUUUAGCCAGGCCCCAGCACACUGCCAGCAGAGCUGUACAGCCGUUUCUAUUAUGAAGUCAGUUACACUAAGGAGUAUUUUUUUUGUAAUGAAUUUUGAGUAAGUGUAGUUUGCUCCAGAGGUGAGAGCUGUUUGCAAUAGAUCUACUCGAUAUAAAAAAUACGUUCAACUUGUACUUCUUUUGAAGCUUUACCUAAAGGCACAGCAAUAGUGAGUUACUCCUGUAAUCCCACGCAUUGUACUUAAAACAAAUAUUUUUCUAUCAAACAUUUUUGUAAAAGCUGUAUCUAUCUAUCAUCUGAUUUUAUGCAACUUGUGAUAAUAAAUGUGAUUUUUAUUUUAGAAUAAA
Molecule: messenger RNA, 4072 nt
Organism: Tympanuchus pallidicinctus (lesser prairie-chicken)
Lineage: Eukaryota; Metazoa; Chordata; Aves; Galliformes; Phasianidae
Gene: B3GALNT2
Product: beta-1,3-N-acetylgalactosaminyltransferase 2
Exons: 12
Coding region: 101-1594 (497 amino acids)
Cellular component (GO): membrane
Molecular function (GO): hexosyltransferase activity
Source: RefSeq, a predicted model, not a curated record